AUGUCGUCCCCCGCCGUUGGCAAAGCACCACCCAAGCUGGGAUCCAAGGCUGGAACUCCUCUCAAGACUCGCAAGGGUUCCGGAUCCAGCGCUGCCUCAAAGCCAAGUGUCUCUGAAAGCCCCAAGCAAUUGAAGAAAACACCUACCCGCAAGCUCACACCCAAGGCGCCCAAGCCUAUCGAAGACAACUUUGACGAGCAAUCCCUUCCCGCAACCCCAUCGCCCAAGUCGAAGAAGAAGUCUCUAUCCUCAGAGCAACGUCUCCCCGUCUCCCCUCCAGAUGAUGCCGCCUCUCAGGCUUCCGGCUCGGCAGCCCCGCUUGGCGGCAUCGCAGGCAAAGCCAAGGGUCUUGCUGGCAAGGCCAAGGAUACCGCGCAACAAGGUGUAUCGAAGGCUACGGACAGCCUGCCUAGCAUUCCCCUCGACCUAUCCGCAUUGAAGGGUCUCGUUGUCUCUGAUGGAGGAAAGAUUCUCGGCCAGGAUGGGAACCCCCUGGGCGAGGUUGUCGAGGGAGAGCCUGACGACCUUGUCGGCCAGACUGUCGGCGAGGACGGAGAAAUCAUUGACGAAGAAGGUGACCUCAUUGGUCGCGUCGAUGUUCUCGAAGGCGCAGUUGAUCAAGCCAAGGACCUUCCCAAUGGAGCCGAGUCUAAGCUUGACAUUGCGAAGGACGUGGUCACCGAUCUGUCUCAGCUUGAGGGUCUGCCCGUUUCUGACGGUGGCGUGAUCAGGAAUGCUGCCGGUCAAGUCGUUGGCAAGAUCACCGAGGGUGAUCCUGAAGAUCUCAUUGGCUUCACACUCAAUGAUGACGGUGAAGUUGUCGAUGAUGAAGGCGAUGCCAUCGGUCGCGUCGAGCUCAUCCCUAUCGAGGAGCAGAAGAAGGCUAUCGAAGAAGUCGCCGGCGAUGCCACAUCUCAAAUUGAUGGCGCAAAGGAUGAUCUUGAGGAUGAUUUUGAAGACGCCCAAGAUGGCCUGGAUGCCGAUGAUGCCACAGGUGCUGUCGACGAUGUUGCUAGCGAAGCUGAGGGUGCCGUUGAUGGCAUUCAGGAUGAAGCGGAUGAUGCUGUUCCAGAUACCGAAGAGGCUCAGGAUGUCGCCGAUGACCAACUCAACAGUGUCAAGGAUACAGCAGAAGACGCUGCCGAGCAAGCCGAAGACGCAGUUCCUGAUGUUGAUGAAUACGCUCUUCCGGAUGCCGAUGAGGCCAAGGAGACUGCAGAGGGUGCGCUUGACGACGCCCAAGAAACCGCCGAGGAUGCCGUCGACGAUGCCAAGGAGACCGCGGAAGAUGCCGCCGAGGACGCCAAUCUGCGCAUCCCUGAUCUCGAUACUCUGGAAGGUCUGACCUGCAACAAGCGUGGUUAUGUCAUCGAUAAGGCCACUGGCAAGCCCGUCGGUGAGCUUGUCGAAGGCGACCCCAAGAAGAUCUCACGCCUCGGCGCUGUCCUCGAUGAACAAGGUCAAUUCUGGGACAACCGUGGCAAUGUCAUUGGUAAAGUCAAGGCUCUUCCAGUCGAAGAUGGCAAUGACGAGGAAGGUCCUUUCGCUGGUCUUGAGGGCCUUGUCGUCGGCCAAGAUGGUUGGAUCGAAGAUGAAAAUGAGACUCGCGUCGGCAGACUCGUCGAAGGCGACCCUAAGAAGCUUCUGGGUCGCGGAGUCGACGAGGAUGGUGAAGUUCUCGAUCGCCACGGCAGUGUCAUCGGUCGCGCUGAGCGCUAUGACGAGCCUGAGCCCGAGGAGGAAGCUGUCCCCGAUAUCUCUGUCCUGAACGGUAUGCACUGCAACAAGGCUGGAUAUGUCAUCGGCUCCGAAGGUUUCCCCAUUGCUCGUGUGGUUGAAGGAAACCCCAAAGAGCUUGUUGGCAAGAAAAUCCACGACGGCGAAAUCUACGAUGGCAAGAACGUCGUCGGUCGCGUUGAGCUGAUUCCCGAGGAGGAGCUUGAGAGCAAGCCCGAGGGCCCAUUCGCCGGCAUGGAGAGCCUCGUCGUCCGCAAGGAUGGUUUCGUCGAAGAUGAGGAUGGAACUAUCGUUGGUCAGCUCGUUGAAGGCGACCCGAAGAAACUGCGUGGUCGUGCUGUUGACGAGGAUGGCGAGAUCACCGACAAAUAUGGCAACGUCAAGGGUCGUGCUGAGCCAUAUGAGCCUGAAGAAGAGGAGGAACCCGAAGAAGCAGAUCUGUCUAUCCUCGAAGGCAAAGUUGUUAACAAAAGCGGCAACGUUGUUGACCCCGCCACUGGUGCUGUCUUCGGACGCAUCGUCGAAGGUGACAAGCGUCUUGCCGGUCGCAAGGUUGAUGGCAAGGGACAAAUCUGGGGUGACAACGGUCAAGUUGUUGGUCGUGCAGAGCUCAUCCCCGGAGCCGAGCAGCACAAGGCCGAGGGUCCAUUCUUCGGAUUUGAUAACGCUCAGGUCGCGAAGGAUGGCGUUGUCAUGGACGGGGACCGUAUUAUCGGACGUCUUGUUGAAGGAGAUGCGAAACGCCUCCUAGGCCGUAAGGUCGAUGAAGACGGCGAUGUUCUCGACAAGAACGGAAACUCCAUUGGCAGGGCUGAGCGUUGGGAGCCGGAAGAGAAGCAGCGCGACGUCAACCCCAUGGCUGGUCGCAAGGUCACCAAAGAGGGCGAGGUUCGCGAUGCUGAUGGCAACCUCAUUGGCAAGCUAACUAGUGGAAAUCUGGCCACUCUUGUUGGAAAGAAGAUUGACGACAAUGGAUUUGUUGUUGACAACGAUGGCAACAAACUGGGUGAAUGCACUCUGUUGGAGCACAUCCCCGAGCCUGAGCCAGAGGAAGAGGUGGAAGAGGAGGGUCCAAGUGCUGAAGAGCUCGAAGCACAAGCCAAGGCUGAGCAAGAUCGUCAGCUCGCCGAGAAGAUGUGUAACAUCCUGCGUCAAACCCUCGACCAAGUGAAGCCAGUCUGCAAGCAGAUCUCUGAGCAACUUGAGAAGGCCGACCGAACCCCCAAGGACGAGCUCGACGAAGAGAAGCUCGUCCAAGCUGUCAAGCCUCUUAUUGAGCAAGCUGGUCAUAUCCUUCAAGAAUGCAAUGGUGCAAUCCGGGCCCUUGACCCCGAUGGACGUAUCGCUGCAACUGCGAAGGCUCGUGCCUCUUCUCGCGAUGCUACUCCUGAGGAAUACCAGCUCGCCGAUAUGCUCAAGGAGUUGACCGAAACCGUUGUCAAGACCAUCGACAACGGCAAGAAGCGCAUUGCUGACAUGCCCCAUGCCAAGAAGAAGUUGAACCCUCUCUGGGCUCUGCUCUCUGAACCUUUGUUCCAAAUCAUUGCUGCUGUUGGUCUUCUUCUGAGUGGUGUUCUUGGUCUUGUAGGCAAGCUUCUGGAUGGUCUUGGUCUCGGUGGUCUCCUGAACGGCCUCCUUGGUGGACUUGGAUUGGACAAGCUAAUCAACGGCCUUGGUCUGGGAAGUCUGACAGAUGCACUUGGUCUUGGUGGAAACAAGAAAUGA
This is a messenger RNA of Penicillium manginii, 3462 nucleotides long. RefSeq names its product LEA domain protein. The transcript is spliced from 2 exons. Bases 1 to 3462 code for a protein of 1153 amino acids. Lineage: Eukaryota; Fungi; Ascomycota; Eurotiomycetes; Eurotiales; Aspergillaceae. The record is from RefSeq and is a predicted model, not a curated record.